AUGAACAAGUUUGAGAAGGAGUUCAUGAUCUACCCGGAAUAUACGGAUACUGAUGACGUUAAGGCAAUCCAGGGUUUUACAGAAAUUUUAAGGAAAUCACUAGAAUUGUCAGUUGAUCAUAGGGAACUUGAGAAGCACGGAUCGCUGACAGAUCCAGUGAAGGCCGCAAUUCAAGACAGUGCAGUAUACUCGGCUUUUAUACCUGCUUCCUAUGAAGGUUUAGGAUUAGGAUAUAAAGAUAGAAUGAAAAUUUUUGAG
Molecule: messenger RNA, 258 nt
Organism: Strongylus vulgaris
Lineage: Eukaryota; Metazoa; Nematoda; Chromadorea; Rhabditida; Strongylidae
Source: the annotation of a GenBank genome assembly